Tripterygium wilfordii is the source of this 2397-nucleotide messenger RNA. Its product is annotated as lysine--tRNA ligase, cytoplasmic-like. The coding region runs from base 130 to 1971 and encodes 613 amino acids. Gene Ontology annotation, cellular component: cytoplasm; cytosol. Gene Ontology annotation, molecular function: ATP binding; tRNA binding; lysine-tRNA ligase activity. Gene Ontology annotation, biological process: lysyl-tRNA aminoacylation. Lineage: Eukaryota; Viridiplantae; Streptophyta; Magnoliopsida; Celastrales; Celastraceae. The transcript is spliced from 17 exons. The record is from RefSeq and is a predicted model, not a curated record.
GUAACAGGAGUGCGGUCCAAGUGAGCGAACAAAGACCCUCGCGACGGCCAACACAAAAAACCCUAGUUCGCGAACGCCUGCCUCUCUAUCGUAGUUACAUUUCACUCGUGUAUCUUCGGGCCUUACAGGAUGGAAGGCUCUGCCGAUGAGGCUGCGAAAGGAGUAGCUGCCCUAGCAAUGGAAGGCUCUGAUUCCGGACAACAGAUGAGCAAGAACGCACUCAAGAAGGCAGAGAAGAACCUGAAGAGGGAAGAACAGAAGAGGCUCAAAGAUGAGAUGAAGGCGAAGAAGGAUGCUGAAAAGCCCAGCUCCCAGGCUCAGAAAUCUGCUGCUGCUGAUGACGAUAAUAUGGAUCCAACGCAAUACUUUGAGAACAGGAUAAAGUAUCUUGGAACCCAGAAGACCGAAGGGAAGAAUCCGUAUCCUCACAAGUUCUUUGUUACAAUGUCAAUUCUAAACUACUUGGAAAAAUAUGAAGGCUUAAGUAAUGGAGAGCAUCUUGAGGAUAUCUCAGAAUCCUUGGCUGGGCGAAUUAUGAGUAAACGAUCUUCCUCCUCAAAGCUGGUCUUUUACGAUUUACAUGGUGGAGGUGCUAAAGUUCAAGUUAUGGCUGAUGCAAGCAAGUCGGGCAUGGAUGAAGUUGAAUUUUCUAAGUUCCAUGCCAGUGUCAAGCGUGGAGAUAUUGUUGGUGUUACAGGGUUUCCAGGAAAAACUAAAAAAGGGGAGCUGAGCAUUUUCCCGAGAACAUUCAUAGUUUUAUCCCAUUGUCUGCACAUGAUGCCAAGGCAAAAAGCUGCUCCUGCUUCUGAGAAUGCCAAUAUGAAGAAAAUGAAUGCAUGGGUCCCAGGAAGUACCCGUAAUCCUGAAACAUAUAUUUUAAAAGAUCAGGAAACAAGAUAUCGUCAACGCUAUUUGGACUUGAUGUUGAAUGGGGAAGUUCGACAAAUAUUCAAAACAAGAUCAAAGAUAAUUUCAUAUGUUAGGAGAUUUCUUGACAACCUAGAUUUUUUGGAGGUUGAGACACCUAUGAUGAACAUGAUUGCUGGUGGUGCUGCUGCCCGUCCUUUUGUGACUCAUCACAAUGAGCUAAACAUGAAGCUUUACAUGCGUAUUGCACCUGAACUCUAUCUGAAGGAGCUUGUUGUUGGUGGACUAGACCGUGUUUAUGAGAUUGGGAAACAAUUCAGAAAUGAGGGCAUUGAUUUGACGCAUAAUCCAGAGUUCACCACUUGUGAGUUCUAUAUGGCUUUUGCAGACUACGACGACUUGAUGGGUCUCACUGAGAAAAUGUUAAGUGGUAUGGUUAAGGAGCUUACAGGUGGUUAUAAGAUAAAAUAUCAUGCAAAUGGCCUUGACAAGGAUCCAAUUGAGAUUGACUUCACUCCCCCAUUCAGGAGGAUUGAUAUGAUAGAAGACUUGGAAAAAGAGGCCAAUCUUAAUAUACCAAAGGAUUUGUCAAGUGAGGAAACUAAGAAGUAUUUGGCAGAUGCAUGCUUAAAGUUUGAUAUCAAAUGCCCCCUUCCUCAAACAACAACUCGCUUAUUGGACAAACUUGUUGGGCACUUUUUGGAAGAAAAGUGUGUUAACCCAACUUUCAUCAUUAACCAUCCGGAGAUAAUGAGUCCUUUGGCAAAGUGGCAUAGAGAUAGACCUGGCCUCACUGAGCGGUUUGAAUUGUUUAUCAACAAACAUGAGCUUUGCAAUGCAUAUACCGAAUUAAAUGAUCCUGUAGUUCAACGCCAGAGAUUUGCUGAACAACUAAAGGAUCGACAAUCUGGUGAUGAUGAGGCCAUGGCCUUGGAUGAAACAUUUUGCACAGCUCUCGAGUAUGGUUUGCCUCCAACUGGUGGGUGGGGAUUGGGCAUCGAUCGGCUUGCCAUGAUAUUGACUGAUUCUCAGAAUAUCAAGGAAGUUCUUCUCUUUCCUGCCAUGAAACCCCAAGAUGAACCACCUGCUAAAGCAACCGAGUGAUUUUCGAUUGGCUAAAGCUUGCUGUCUGGCUUCAGUGACCGAACUUUGCUCUCAAUUACAGACUAGCCUCUGAAAUAUCCUGCCCAGCUUUAUUAUUGGCGUAUCAUAUUCUCUUGCUUCAUUUUCAUCUAUGAUGAAAUUGUUUACUGGUGCAAAUUACCAAGAACUGAGUGAUUAAAAGAUACCGAAUGGUUUAGUCUGCCUUACCUUGCAUAUUGAUUAGGCAAUCUCAAUAUUAAUCCUUGCGGGAGGAAAUAUUUGGUUGUAGAUUAUGUGGCAUGGUGAGGUUUUAUGGCUAAUAGGUGAUGUCAUCAGAUUCGAACCAACUCUUAGUUGAUUUGAGUUAUUUGCAUGGUUUUUUGGUAGUCAUGAAUUUGAGACAAUUUUUGGAUUGACCCAAUUUAUAUUACUCAAUUUAAUUUUUUA